Talaromyces amestolkiae is the source of this 1266-nucleotide messenger RNA. RefSeq lists its product as uncharacterized. Gene Ontology annotation, cellular component: mannan polymerase complex. The record is from RefSeq and is a predicted model, not a curated record. The coding region runs from base 1 to 1266 and encodes 421 amino acids. Gene Ontology annotation, biological process: protein N-linked glycosylation. Gene Ontology annotation, molecular function: alpha-1,6-mannosyltransferase activity. NCBI's taxonomy places the organism in Eukaryota, Fungi, Ascomycota, Eurotiomycetes, Eurotiales, Trichocomaceae. The transcript is spliced from 4 exons.
AUGGGAGUUUUUGCCACGUUCAGACGUCGCUGGCAACGUCUUGCCGUUGCUUCGGUCGUUUUUUGCAUGAUUGCGUUUUCAGUCCUGUCCCACCGAGGGGAGCAAUUCUUUACACCACAACAAUACUCUGAAGCACAACCGGAGUUCUCGAGCGAUACUCCGUUAAUAUGGAAGCAUAUAAACAGUUCGACUGUCAGGGGCGGAGCAUUUUGGAUCCCACCCGAAUGGCUCUCACCGUCGACACCCAAACCAACCACGAUGAUCGAAGCAGCGCGCCUUGUAUCCCAAUUGACCAAUAUCAGCAAUACUACCCACCUAAUGGAAAACACUGAGAUACCUCUAGUGGCACACCAGACGUGGAAGAACACUCAUGUCGACACAUGGCCGGACCUGAUCCGCGAUAGCGUCGAGCGGUGGAUGGAGAAUGUGAUUGAGACACCCAUGGCCUACUUUCUAUGGAAUGACGAGGGCAUAAUAGAGUUCUUGGAAGAAUACGAGCCCGCGAUUAUUGAACAUUUCAGUGCGCUACCGCGGAUGGUUGAGAAGUCGGACAUCUUCCGAAUUAUGGUCUGCAAGUACAUUGGCGGUGUUUAUGGAGACGUCGACACUCGUCCACUACGGUCGCCGGCGACCUGGAUUGAAAAGACAGACUUGGCUCCAUGGCGCGACAAUGAAACAGACAUCUUGUACAACUCUACGAAACCAGUCAGGGCGAUUUUUGGUAUUGAAGCUGACUGUCCUCCGGAUACCGAUACCUACUGGCGAAUGGGCUAUACCAAUCCCGUGCAAUUGACCCAAUGGGCACUAGCGUCUGCCCCUGGCCACCCUGCAUUGACGUGGUUCAUUCAGAAAAUAUACGGCAUUCUAGACGAGGUCGCCAGCCACCACGAUGGCAAUUUGACGACUCCGGAAGCAUAUGAAGAGCUAGAUUAUCUGGAGCCGUUGCUGUUCACGGGUCCUGAUGCCAUUACAGUUUCGAUGCGCAGUUGGCUUGAAGACCGCAUUGGACUGCGAUGGAAUGCGCUGACCGGUCUGCACGACAAUGGCAAGAGCAAGUUGGCGGAUGAUAUUUUGAUUCUGCCUAUUACUGGGUUUAGUCCCGGACGCGGUGUAUACGGUAACAUGGGCUCGAAACCAGUCGCGCAUCACGACGCCCGUCUCCAACAUCUUGCCCAGGGUUCCUGGAAAGGAUUCGACCUCCGCCUCGAAUUCGGCAAAAUGUGCCGAACCUUUUUUGGCAUGUGUCGAGACUGGCCGAAGUCAUAA